ACUGACAAAAAAGAAAAAGAGAGAGACCAUUUGUCAUCCAGCUUCUCAGCCAGCUUUAAAGGAGGUCAUUUUUCUUCCAACCCCAAAGCUAGAUCACCAGCUCCCUCUCCAGUUUGGCAUGCGUCAAAGUCUCUGCCUUUUUUGCCUGGCACACCUAAGCAGAUAAAUUCCCCACCUGGUUCCUCCAAAGUUUCCUCUGCUCAGGCACGUCCUCCUUCUCCUGGCAACAUCCGGCCAGUCAAAAAAGAGGUCAAACCAGAGAGUGAGAAGAAAAGAUCAGAAAAAGAGGCUGAAAAGGCCAAUGACGAGAGGACAGAAGAGAGUAAAGGAGCUUCAGCAGGUACUGGAGAAUCUGCAAGUCGAGAAGAGCUUGCUGUCCAGGCAGAGCUCACUCAAGCAGCCAGCCCACCCUUACCUCCUGCUCUGCCAGCUCUUUCUCCACCCCCAGCCCCCACAAAGACCUCUGCAGGUACAACUGACCCUGAAGAAGCAACAAGGCUACUGACUGAGAAGAGGCGCCUUGCCCGUGAGCAGCGGGAACGGGAGGAGCAAGAGAGGAGGGAGAGAGAAGAGCUUGAAAGGCAAAAGAAGGAGGAGCUGUCACAGAGGAUAGCAGAAGAGAGAGCUCGCCGAGAAGAGGAAGAAGCUCGCAGACAGGAAGCAGAGAAAAAACGAAGGGAUGCAGAAGAGGAACGGGAAAAGGAAGAACGACUGCACCGACAGGCAGAGGAGAGAGAACAGAAGGAGAAAGAAGAGAUGGAGCGCAUUCAGAAACAAAAAGAAGAAGAAGCUCGCCAACGGGAAGAGGCAGAGCGGAUUCGAUUAGAACGUGAAAAGCAUUUCCAAAGAGAAGAGCAAGAGCGCUUGGAAAGGAAGAAGAGGCUUGAGGAGAUCAUGAAGAGAACUAGGCGUGUAGAAGCUAUAGAUAAGAAAAUCAGUGACCAGCAAAAUGGACAUAUAUCAAAGGCAAAUAUUACUGGAGAAACAGUCGUAACAAGUCCUGCAUCUCCCUUGGAACCUGCAGGAGGACCUCAGCUUCAGCAUGCAACGCCAUCUCCCUACAACGGGAAACCAGCCACCUGCACGCGUGUGAUUGUCUCACAUCAACCCCCUGUAAAUAUGGACAGCAAUCUCAAUCCAGAGAAAAAUCCAAAUGAAAAUGGAAUGUCUAUGCAGAAUGAUAACUUUGAAGAGAUCAUAAACCUGCCUAUCGGUUCUAAACCAUCCCGGCUGGAUGCCAUGAACAAUGAUGGAAGCAAUAGUCCUCAAAUUCCUUUGAAUCCAAUUCUAGCCUUUGAAGAUCAGGGGACUCUUUUGCCUCAGGUAGAUAGUGUUCAAACACAUCAAACAGCAGAAGUGAUCUGAUUGUUUCUUCUGAAGAACCAAAGGUGAUAGGAUCAUCUCUGCAGUCAGUGGAGUUUAUUCCAAGCUAUGAAGGAGCGUUUUAUUUUUUCUCUACAGUUUUUUAAAGAUUUCUUGAAUAUCUUUUUUGGAAGGACUUGUAGCAAAACCAGCAGAAGAAAUGAUGGGAAUAGACUUGGAUCACCUUUGUAAUAGCUUUCACCACUAGAAAAAAUCAUGCUUCACAUGCAUUACUUAAUAUGGCUUUUUCCAGCAAGCUUUUUCUGUUAGUACCUGGAUAUUUCUGCAUUCCUUAAGACACAGGACACUGGAAUCUGAAAGCAAUGGGCUGAUUUGGGUGGUGGGUCUGAUUCUUUUUUUAAAAAGGUGGGUGUUGGUUUAAAAGGCAUAAUUGUAAAAUUGGCAAAGAAUCUUUUACACUUUGUGGUUCUAAUACUUGAAAAAUAAAUACCUCGUUGCUCUACAAGUAGAGUUAAUGGGGUGUUCUAUUUAAACCUGUUGGUUUAACUAUUAUUGCUGAGAACUCUAAUUAUGGGGGCAAACUAUAGGCUUCUGUAUCAGGUUCUUGUAAAUGUAAUUCCUACAGGGACAUUCUGUAAAUUGAGAUGUCACUAUGAUCUUCUUGCAUUUUCUCUAAAAACACGAAACAAGGCAGGUUUUAAAAUGUGAAAAUUUGAAAGCGUUAUUUUUUCAUGGACAGGAGGAAAACCUAUUGUUCUCCUAGAUGAUGUAUUUAUGAAUUUUGUUCAGUAAAGAAAUAAAUCGUUUCAAUGAAUAAAUUAGAAAAAUGUGGCAAAAUGAUACUGCAACCUUCAUUUUUUUUUUUUUUAGUUACAUCUAUGUUCUCAAUACUAUAAAAGAUGUGUAUGCAUAGGCGCACACACAAGGAAAUACCUUGUUUCGAGUCCUGCAAAUUGCUGCUGUCCCCAAUGGCGGAAGACUUUUCCUUUGCCUUAUCAGACUACUGAAGCCUGUGGGAAACCUGAAAUGUUUGAUUUUUGGAUAAUGAAGCAGGUUUGUUUCGGGAUAUUUUUGGGUUUGCUCGUUUCAGAGCAAAUGGAAAAUGGUUAUUGUGCUUUUUGUCAUGUGAUUUUUAUGAAGUAGUGCAGUGAUAAGAGUGGUAAGAGCAGCAGUACAGCUUGCUCUCUCUUUAGUUUGAUGCCAAUUUCUACUCUUGUCAUUCCACCCCUUGCUUUUGGUUGCUAUUGGGCAGAACUGUAAAGUCUUGCGCCUUCUUGUGCUUUGAUGAACAACGCUGCUACAGAUAAUAGGUAGAGCUCAAUCUAGCUAUUUAAGUGUAAAGCACCAAUCAGGGCUGGACAUGCUGCUUGCUGAAGUCAGCAGGGAGAUCCUUGGCUAGAGGAAGUGGAGGUUUAUGGGGUCUCAGUUCAUGCUCCCAGAGAAUGUCUCAUUAAGAUUCCUGCACUUGCCUUUAGUGAGCACUGAGGUCAGCCUCUAGGAAGCUGUGCAGAAAGUCUGUGCUGGCAGAGGAAAUCCUCUGAGACAAAAGCUGAAGAAUUUCUUAAGAAGUUACUUUCUGCUGCUGGCAAGUGUUCUUUCGUACAGGAGAUGGGAUAAAAACAAUAGAAAUGCAAUGGAAGAGACCUCAUCUGUCAGAAUGUAUGUGGAAGGGAAAAAGCAGCCAUUUCAGUCAGAAUGCUUUCAAUAGUAGCUUGUGACACAGUAAAAAAAACUGGGUUCCUUUCUUGCUUUCUUUAGUUUUCCAUGUACAUAGCCACAAUAUUUUGAAGUGUCCAAAAUAUGUAGUUUUCUUUAAACUUAUAUAUAGCAUGUAAGUACCAAAUAAAACUUGUUUGAA
Nestor notabilis (Kea) is the source of this 3181-nucleotide messenger RNA. RefSeq names its product microtubule-associated protein 7 (gene MAP7). Lineage: Eukaryota; Metazoa; Chordata; Aves; Psittaciformes; Psittacidae. The transcript is spliced from 10 exons. Gene Ontology annotation, biological process: microtubule cytoskeleton organization. Gene Ontology annotation, cellular component: microtubule cytoskeleton. The record is from RefSeq and is a predicted model, not a curated record. The annotation marks the transcript as partial.